AUUUUUAACUGUCAUCGACGCCAGUUCAGACCGUUAGCAACGCGUUCAGCUUUCCCGUGCUUAUAUUGCUUUAAAAUUUUUUUUAAGUGAACCCUAAAAAUCAAAGGUGAGAAUUCAGAUCCAAUUGAAUGAUCAAAAUUAAAAGUGGUAAAUUAAGGAAACCAUUGUGCGGAUUAACAAUUAUUACUGUGAUAGAAAAAAUGUAAUUGAACAUCUUUGGAUUAUGUCAAAAGCACUUUUUGAUUAAGAAGAAUUUAUUCAUUUCCUUGAUAAAAAACACAACUUCAGGAGAUACAACUUCUCCUAAAAACAGGAGCAGCAAUGAAGGACAGCAACAACAGUAGCAGCAGCAGCAACAUCUCGUCGAGCAACGCAGCAGGGAUGCCAUGUUCCGCCGGAGGAGCAGUGACAACGGCAGGGGCAACCACCGGCAAUGCCACGCCCAGUGCGCCCAGUACGCCCACAACAGCAGCAGCAGCAGCAGCAGCGGCAAGUGCUGCAGACCCAUCAGCAACACCGCAAAAUCCACAGCAACGCAGCAAGAGCAACAUCCAUGAGCUGAGGAAUCAGGACUACGUCAGUCGCUUAAUGGCCGCCACUCCACCAUAUUUAUAUUCCGCACCCGUGGGACCAAAUAAUUUCUUCUUCAGCGACAUGCUGCGUUCCCUGGUGCAGGCGCGAAACAACGAGACGGCUAGGGUAUUGCAGCUUCAGCAGCAACAGCAGCAGCAGGCACAGCAGCAACAACAGCAGCAACACCAGCAGCAGCAACAUCAGGCCGCUCUGGUGAGGCGACCAAGGAAACGCUCCUGGUCACAUCGUCCUUACUACGAGCAAUUGCGAGAGCGACGCGAUGCAGAGGAGAAACAACAGCAGCAGCAGCAGCAACAGCAGCAACAUCAUCACCAGCAACAGCAACAGCAGCAGCAGCAGCAACAUCAUCAUCAGCAACAGCAGCAGCAACUUCAGCAGCAAAUGGCACCCGAGAAACCACUAGAGCUAACCAAUAAAGCAAUAACACCCUAUGGCUAUGCCAAAUUGGAGGCCAAACCGCCAAUUACACCAUCGACGGUAACGGCAACAGCACCACCAAGCGGCAGCACUGGCAACAAGACUGGUCUAGGUGGUGCAGUGGAUAGCAAUCUGCAGGAGAAUACACCGCCGGCGGCUUCGUUGCCACCACAGGAUUUGGUCCUUCCACCGCCACCACCCGUCUGGUAUCCACCACUCUAUGCACCCUAUGGCAUUGAUCCAUUGCAUUUCUUCAUUGAUCUUCGGGUUUCGGGACAUAUUUACGACCGGAAGAAGGAGAAUGUCUCACCGCUGUCGAGUAGCAAUAAUGCAAUUGCCGAGGAGGGUUCACCCGGUGCGGGUUCCUGUUCGGGCGCCACUGGUUCAGGUACCAGUUUGGCAAGCAAUUUGCUGAGCAAGCAGCGACAUGGUUCCGCUUUUACCGUGCCCAUUCCCAAGGCAGCGCAAAAUGAUGCAAUCAAUCUGUGCUCCAAUGCUACAUCUGCCAGUGGGGCAACUUCAGUCGGCGGUGGUGGUGGUGGUGGUGGUGUUGGAAUGACCAGUAGCUCCACAUUGGGCAGCAAAUUCGAGCACUAUGCCAAGUACUAUGAUCUGGGUGAGACCAAGGAGAAUCAUCCAUCGAGCACGGCUGCUAAUCUCUCGGCAGCCGCUGCUGCCGCCGCUGCAGCUGCGAAUUUAUCGAAAUCGGGAGCCAGCUAUAUGUUGCAACAUCUGCCACGCCUCUACAGCCAGUUUGCCGCCCAUCAGGCGCAGGUUCAGAGCCAGGAUACGGAUGCCAAGUCGGAAUCGGCAUCGGUUAGUGCCUCCCUUUCGGCACCCGAUCUCUGCGAUGAGGAUUCGCUGGGACGGAACUCCAGUGACACCGGCACUGGGCUGGAGGGAACGAGCGGUGGCCAGGGCAACUGUGACAUCGAUGUGGAGAUCAUCGACUCCAUCAAAUAUCGCACGGAUGGCGAGAGCAGUCGCUGUUCCAGCAACGACGAGGCCUCCAUCACACAAAUCGAUUGAGGCUAAUAAAUAACUAAAUAUUUUAUGAAUAAAGUUAAU
This is a messenger RNA of Drosophila subpulchrella, 2079 nucleotides long. Its product is annotated as cAMP-dependent protein kinase catalytic subunit. Gene Ontology annotation, molecular function: transcription cis-regulatory region binding. Lineage: Eukaryota; Metazoa; Arthropoda; Insecta; Diptera; Drosophilidae. The coding region runs from base 322 to 2040 and encodes 572 amino acids. Gene Ontology annotation, cellular component: nucleus. The transcript is spliced from 2 exons. The record is from RefSeq and is a predicted model, not a curated record. Gene Ontology annotation, biological process: regulation of transcription by RNA polymerase II.